Molecule: messenger RNA, 2839 nt
Organism: Podarcis raffonei (Aeolian wall lizard)
Lineage: Eukaryota; Metazoa; Chordata; Lepidosauria; Squamata; Lacertidae
Product: C-X-C chemokine receptor type 1-like
Exons: 2
Coding region: 113-1192 (359 amino acids)
Biological process (GO): immune response; G protein-coupled receptor signaling pathway; neutrophil chemotaxis
Cellular component (GO): membrane
Molecular function (GO): C-X-C chemokine receptor activity
Source: RefSeq, a predicted model, not a curated record
GAGGGUGAAAGAGGAUCUGUUUUACUUUUGUUUCUUGAGUGCAGGGCAGAGGACAGGGGAAGAGCUCUUCACACAAGUUUCCGUGACAGAGACCCAGAGAAAGACCUCAAGGAUGGCAAAGACAGUUCUGUUUUCUGAUCUGGAUCUUUCAGACCUAUAUCCAGAUGCUAAUUACAGUGACUAUGACUACUACGGCACUUUCAACCCUAACAGCGUAGCAACAAAAGCACCCUGCGGAAUCGAUGUUAUGCCACUAGUGUUCAAAUACCUAGUGGCAUUCAUCUAUGGCCUGACAUGCCUUCUGAGCCUGAUGGGGAACUCCCUGGUGAUUCUGGUGAUUGCCUAUAGCAAAGGAAACCGUUCGGUCACUGAUGUGUAUCUUCUGAACCUCGCCAUUGCCGAUCUCCUCUUUGCCCUCACCUUGCCUUUCUGGGCUAUAGAUAGAGCACAUGAAUGGAUCUUUGGCACUCCCAUGUGCAAAAUCCUGUCACUCCUGAAGGAAGUCAACUUCUACAGUGGCAUCCUCCUGCUGUCCUGUAUCAGCAUAGAUCGCUACCUGGCAAUAGUUCAUGGUACUCAGGCAGUCACUCAGAAGAGGAGCUGGGUCAGAUUUGUCUGUGCUGGCAUCUGGCUGCUCUCCUUCCUCCUCUCCCUUCCUGUAAUUAUCUUCCAUGAGGCUUUCUUGCCAACCGAGGAGAUGAAAUGGGUUUGUCAUGAAAAUAUUGGAUGGAAUCAAAUAUCUGGCAUUAGGGCAAAACUGAGAAUCCUGCCACAAACGUUUGGCUGCAUUCUUCCCUUGAUCAUCAUGUUCUUCUGCUAUGGUGUGAUGGUACACAGACUCUACCAGACCAAGAACAGUAAAAAAAAGAAGGCCAUGAAAGUCAUCUUGGCUGUGGUGCUGGUCUUCCUGGUCUGUUGGCUGCCCUACAAUAUCUCUUUGCUUCUUGAUAUGUUAAUGAGGUCUGGAGCUAUUGGUGAAACCUGUGACCUUCGCAACAGCAUUGAUACAGCCCUUUCGGGUACUGAAAUCUUGGGAUUUGCUCACAGCUGCGUAAACCCCAUCAUAUAUGCCUCCAUAGGGCAGAAGUUCCGGAACAACUUCCUCAAGAUCCUGGUCACAAGAGGCAUCAUCAGCAAAGAAGCCUUGACUCUAUUUAGAAAGGGUUCCUCCUUCUCAUCUACCUCUCUGUAAUAGGCUGGGGGGAAGAAAAAAUGGGAUGGAAUCAAACAUCUGAAAUGAGGGUGAAACAGAAUCCUGCCACAAAUGUUUGGCUUCAUUCUUCCUUUGAUCAUCAUGCUCUUCUGUGCCAUGCAUAUUAUAUAUAGUUUCUUAUAAACAAUCCAAACCAUCUCUUGUUCUGCUAAAGCCAUUCUGUCCAAAAUAGAAUCCUGUGAUAAAAUUUUGACUGGAUGUAGCUAUCAUUUCUAUAUGAGCUUAACUAAAAAUAAAAUACACAGAGCAAGGAAACUUAAUCCCCUCUCUACCUUUAAUUCCUUAUUUUGUAGAACUGCCUUUUGUAUAUUUUAAAUUGAAUGUGGUCAUCAUAGAAAUAUGAUUUUGCUGUAAUCUUGACUGCAGAGCUAUGAUCAAGUCAGUAACUGACCCCUUAGCAACUGCUUUAAAUGCAUCCCAUUGCACAAACAAACCUGUUCCUUCAUAAGGAUUGUUCAUUACUGAAAAUGUGGUUCAUGAAUGACCUAACUUGAAACAUUUGAAGCCAACUACAUUUCAAGUCACCCAACUUUUUAUGGGGAGAAGCUUCUGUUAUAGGUCAGGAAAUACAGCAUCCGUAGUAUGUAGGAAGCUUCCUUUUUGGCCUGCUGAACUCCAUCUGCGUAUCUUCCCUUGCCCAGGGGGUGAGGGUAGUGUGCUAUUUAGUGGUGGAUAAGAUCAGCCUUUCCCAUCUCAGUGAUUUGCAUUUUAUGAGACAUUGUUAUUUGAGCCAAGAGUCUUUAUGAUCCCUAUUAAAACAAUUAUGUGGUUCUACCUGUCAGCAGGACUUCAGUUACCAAUGUAUCUAAAAGGCGAGAGACACCCCCAAAGCUAACAGGAGGGGCCAGAAGGACAAUAUUUGUUCUCUCUGUGUGAAAACAUUCACAGAAAAACAAAUCAAGCUUUAUGAAAGCAGAAAUAGGCUUUUGGGAACAACUCCUGAGAACGUUAUUUGCAAGUCAAGCAUGGCCAAGGUGGGCAGUCCCCAAAUGAAGGAGCAGGGCCUUUCUUGGCUGGGAAUUCAACUCGGGGCAUGAUGGCAGUACAGUCUUCAAGGGUCACCAGGCAGAAAUGUGAUGGAGAAGCUAGGCUCUACAUCUGACUUCUUAGCAUUUAGGGCAACACCACUAAUAGGACACAGUGCAGAGCUGGAGCUGGAGCAGUAGUCAUGAUCAGGCAGAAGCCAUGUUUCUGAAGCAGUUUUUCCCAAGCAGGUGCUUUCCAGAUGUUUUUGACUACAGUUCCCAUCAGCCCCUGCCAGUUGGCUGAUGGAAGUUGUAGUCCAAAACAUUUGGAGGGCACUAGGUUGGAAAAGGCUUCUGUAAAGGGUGUGACUAUGAAACAGAAUUUGCAGAGGAUAUGUGCAUUUUUGGUCAGGAGCCACAAUUGCAACAGAAAUCACAUAAACUGGCUAGCCAGCCUGACAGUGAGGUGUGAAAAGAUCAAGUAUAAUCUUUGUAGCAAAAACAACACAAGAGUCUUGUGGCACCAAAGGCUAACAUAUUUAUUAUGGCAUCAGCUUUUGUUUACCAGUGGUCAUACCCACAAAUAUAUGCACACACAGAGUAUUAGGUUUUUUUAUUUUAAAAAUGGUAAACAGUGUGGCCAAAUGGUUAUCAAAUACCC